Molecule: messenger RNA, 2032 nt
Organism: Notechis scutatus (mainland tiger snake)
Lineage: Eukaryota; Metazoa; Chordata; Lepidosauria; Squamata; Elapidae
Gene: PRKAA1
Product: protein kinase AMP-activated catalytic subunit alpha 1
Biological process (GO): intracellular signal transduction; protein phosphorylation
Cellular component (GO): cytoplasm
Molecular function (GO): AMP-activated protein kinase activity; ATP binding
Source: RefSeq, a predicted model, not a curated record
ACAGACCAGACCCUGCUCUGGUGCGCAGGCUCGGUUUUCGGCGCAAGAUGGCGGCGGCGGCGGCGGAUAAACAGAAACAUGAGCACGGGCGGGUGAAGAUCGGGCACUACAUCCUGGGGGACACGCUGGGCGUGGGCACCUUCGGCAAAGUCAAAGUUGGCAAGCAUGAACUGACAGGCCACAAAGUUGCAGUGAAGAUCUUGAAUAGACAGAAAAUUCGGAGUCUUGACGUUGUGGGGAAAAUCCGUAGAGAGAUUCAGAAUCUGAAACUUUUUCGGCAUCCACACAUAAUUAAACUAUACCAGGUUAUCAGUACACCGUCUGACAUUUUUAUGGUGAUGGAAUACGUUUCAGGAGGAGAACUGUUUGAUUAUAUCUGCAAAAAUGGAAAGCUUGAUGAAAAGGAGAGUCGACGUCUGUUCCAGCAAAUUCUUUCUGGUGUGGAUUAUUGUCAUAGGCACAUGGUGGUCCAUAGAGAUUUGAAGCCUGAAAAUGUACUACUUGAUGCGCACAUGAAUGCCAAGAUUGCUGAUUUUGGUCUCUCAAAUAUGAUGUCAGAUGGAGAAUUUUUAAGAACAAGCUGUGGUUCUCCUAACUACGCUGCUCCAGAAGUAAUUUCAGGAAGGUUAUACGCAGGGCCAGAAGUAGAUAUCUGGAGCAGUGGUGUUAUUCUCUAUGCUUUAUUAUGUGGAACUCUUCCCUUUGAUGAUGAUCAUGUGCCAACACUUUUUAAGAAGAUAUGUGAUGGUAUCUUUUAUACGCCUCAGUACUUAAAUUCAGCAGUUAUUAGUCUCUUGAAACACAUGCUACAGGUGGAUCCUAUGAAGAGAGCAACGGUGAAAGAUAUAAGGGAACAUGAAUGGUUUAAACAAGACCUCCCCAAGUACCUCUUUCCUGAAGAUCCUUCUUACAGCUCAACUAUGAUUGAUGAUGAAGCCUUAAAAGAAGUCUGCGAUAAGUUUGAAUGUACAGAGGAGGAAGUGUUAAGCUGCUUAUAUAGUCGCAAUCACCAGGAUCCGUUAGCCGUUGCCUAUCACCUCAUUAUAGAUAAUAGAAGAAUAAUGAACGAAGCAAAAGACUUCUACUUAGCUACAAGCCCACCAGAUUCCUUUCUUGAGGAACAUUUUUCCCGACCCCACCCUGAAAGAGUGCCGUUUUUAGUUGCUGAAGUACCAAGGUCACGCCAUACACUCGAUGAGCUAAAUCCCCAAAAGUCCAAACAUCAGGGGGUCAGGAGAGCUAAAUGGCAUUUAGGAAUUCGGAGUCAGAGUCGGCCAAAUGAUAUAAUGGCGGAAGUUUGCCGGGCAAUCAAGCAGUUGGAUUAUGAAUGGAAGGUUGUCAAUCCAUACUACUUGCGUGUUCGGAGAAAGAAUCCAAUAACAGGCACAUAUUCCAAAAUGAGUCUGCAGUUAUACCAGGUGGAUAGCAGGACUUAUCUACUGGACUUCCGUAGCAUUGAUGAUGAAAUGAUGGAAGGAAAAUCGGGGACUACCACUCCCCAGAGGUCAGGCUCUGUGACUAAUUAUAGAUCUGGUCAGAAGGACUCGGACCCUGAUGUUCAAGCAAAACCAUCUGAUGCAUCUCUUACCUCUUCAGUGACCUCUUCACUUGACUCUUCUACAACCGAAAUAACCCCAAGAUCAGGGAGCCACACGAUAGAAUUUUUUGAAAUGUGUGCAAAUCUUAUUAAAAUACUUGCACAAUGAUUUAUAAGCUUGGCUUUUUUUUUACAGCAAUAAGCAUGCCGAAAAAGGAAAAAAAAAUCAUAGUCAAAUGCUUCCAGUUAUAAUCAAGUUACAGUUAACUUUGGCACUGAGAAGACUAGCCACAUUGCAAUUUGCACAGGAAUCGAACUUGCAUUUAGAAGCAGUCUAAACCUCAUACUGCAUCCUUCCCAAACCAGAUAUACUCCAGAUGUGUUUGCCAUUCUGUCUGCAGAUUAGGAAGGGCACAUCUGGAGGUUUCCAGGUCGGGGAAGGCUAUCUUUAAUGUACCGAAGCAAAUUAUGAUUAAAUAGUCUACUGGUAAAUGA